Messenger RNA from Metopolophium dirhodum (rose-grain aphid), 4955 nucleotides. RefSeq names its product probable multidrug resistance-associated protein lethal(2)03659. Gene Ontology annotation, molecular function: ABC-type transporter activity; ATP binding; ATP hydrolysis activity. Bases 642 to 4760 code for a protein of 1372 amino acids. Gene Ontology annotation, cellular component: membrane. The transcript is spliced from 25 exons. The record is from RefSeq and is a predicted model, not a curated record. Gene Ontology annotation, biological process: transmembrane transport. Lineage: Eukaryota; Metazoa; Arthropoda; Insecta; Hemiptera; Aphididae.
GGACUUUGUGAAAUAUCCACCAAUACUCCGAUACUCGUCCCCAGAUUUUUCUUUAAUUUUGUUAUAAAAUGCUCAAUAUUUAUUAAAAUCGUUUUUGUAGAAAUAAAUUACUAAUUAGUAUAGUUAAAAAUGAUUUAAGUAUUAUAUUGUUUGUUUUCACGCUUAAGUGUUUUUGAAACUGUUUUCCUUUAUUUUUAGCCCCUGCAGCCAGAAAAGUGUAAUGAUAAUAUUAUAAUACCUAUUAUUAUUAUAACAUUAUAAUAAUUAUAGGGACCGGACUUAUAUGCAAAUGCAUAAAUGUAUUGAAAUAAGCUUUUUGAAAUCUGAUGAGAAUGUUCCCCGAUUUAGAUUAUUCUUAUUAAAAUAAAGCUAAUUGUAUUUUGCAUAUUUCAACGUUUUUACUUAUUAAAUGCAUAUUUUGUAGUUUUAUAGUGUAUAUUAUUAAUUAUAAAGCACAUAUAUUUGUUUUUCGUCAUAUUUUCACGUUCACAGCCACAUAUAUCGAUAAAAUUAUGACCGGUAAUUAUUGCCAAAGAUUAGAUGAAAUACUCAUAUGCGAUAAAUAUAUAAUAUAUUACAUUAUAUAGAAAAAUUCGUAUGCAUUAAACAACUUCUGAACAUCAAGUGCAAUAAGGUUAAAAAUGGACGCUGUGGGUAGCAAAGAAAAACAGCUACCAAAUCCACGAGCCAAAGCAAAUAUCUUCGAAAUUCUUACAUUCAGCUGGAUAUUAAACCUGUUUAAAACUGGACAAAAGAGAGAUUUGGAGAUCAAUGAUUUAUACGAUCCACUUAACAAUGACAAGUCAUCACUAUUAGGAUUAGAAAUUGAAAAGAUAUGGAAAAUCGAGAUUGUUAAUGCAAAAAAAACAAAUCGGGAACCUAGUUUAUCGAGAGUUUUAGUUACAAUGUUUGGUGGAAGUUUUUUGUACUAUGGGAUAAUACAAAUGUUCAUUGAAACUAUGUUAAGAAUAACUCAACCUUUACUCAUUGGUGGACUAUUAGCAUAUUUCAACCACGGUGGAUCCAAAAUCAUAGACACUAAACAUGCAUACAUGUAUGCAUCUGGUCUGUUGUUAAACAUGUUGGCUAACAUAGUGUUGUAUCAUUAUUCGCAAUUGGAAAUGCUACACAUUGGAAUGAAGAUCCGUGUUGCUUGCUGUUCAAUAAUAUAUAAAAAGGCAUUAACAUUAAGUAAAACUUCUCUCUGUGAAACAACAGUCGGUCAAGUAGUAAAUUUGAUAUCAAACGACGUAAACCGAUUCGAUAUGACAUUAAGAUUCAUACAAUUUUUAUGGAUCGGACCUCUACAAACUAUUUUGGUCACAUAUUUUUUGUGGCAAGAAAUAGGCGUAUCGUCAAUAGUUGGAGUAGCUGUAUUUCUCGCGUUUGUUCCAUUACAAGGAUGGUUGGGGAAGAUGACGUCUGACUAUCGGUCAAAAACGGCUCCGAGGACUGACGAAAGAGUAAGACUAAUGAACGAAAUAAUAUCAGGCAUACAAGUGAUUAAGAUGUACACAUGGGAGAAACCUUUUGCAUUGCUUGUACAAUAUGCAAGAAAAAUGGAAAUCAAACAGAUCAGAGGAACAUCGUGGAUUAGAGUUUUUUUGCAAUCAUUCAGAAUAUUCCAUUUUAGAUUUGCGUUGUUCAUAAGUAUUUUUUCAUAUGUAUUAUUAGGAAAUUACAUUAAUACGCAACAAGUUUUCGUUAUAAUCUCGUAUUACAAUUUAUUGAUGACAACAAUGACAGUAUUUUUCCCUCAAGGUAUUAUAACACUAGCUGAGAUGCUGAUAUCCAUUAAACGCAUUCAAUCAUUUUUAUUACAAGAUGAAAAGGACAAGCAUAAUGAACAUCUGUCAUUGAAAUCAGAAACAAAAUCGACAAAUGGCGUAGAAAUGUCAAACAUUAAUAGUAAAAAUUGUAUAGAAAAUACAGCUGAAAAUGAAGAAGGUAUCGACAAAUUGGGAAAUUUUGGAAUCGACAUUUUAAACGCCUCGGCCAAAUGGAUACUUAAGCAACCAGAUAACUCUUUAAAUAAUAUUAAUUUAACCGUUAGACCUGGACGGUUGGUUGCAAUCAUUGGGCCCGUAGGAGGCGGAAAAAGUUCAUUGAUUCAAACGAUUUUACGAGAGUUACCCCUUUGUGAAGGAAGUAUUUCCGUGCGCGGCACAGUAUCAUACGCAUCUCAAGAACCUUGGUUGUUUCACGGUUCAAUUCAACAAAAUAUACUUUUUGGUUCGCCAAUGGAUCAUAAUCGUUACAAAGAAGUUAUAAAAGUAUGCGCAUUGAAAACCGAUUUUAAACAACUUCCUUAUGGUGACAGAUCUUUAGUAGGUGAAAGAGGAGUGUCUCUUAGUGGUGGUCAACGAGCGAGAGUAAAUCUAGCAAGAGCUGUAUAUAAGCAAGCUGAUAUUUAUUUAUUGGACGACCCUUUGUCAGCUGUUGAUACACACGUUGGAAAACAUAUAUUUGAAAAAUGUAUUAAGGGUUACCUCAAAGAGAAAACUUGUAUACUUGUUACUCACCAAAUACAAUACUUGUCAAAUGUUGAUCAAAUUAUAUUGAUGGAAAAUGCAAAUAUAUUAGUCGAAGGUUCGUAUCAGGAACUUCAAUCUUCUGGCUUAGACUUUACAAAAUUACUUAGGUCAUCGGAGGAAACAUCAACUGAUAGUGAUAUUAAUAUAAAAAAUGCAACUGAUAACAGUUUAGAACAACUUUCCGAUUUAUCUCGACAAGGGUCUAUUAAAAGUGUUGCGUCAUCUGUUGACGAGAACAAAUUAAACGGAGCUCAAAAAGAACCCACCGUAGUGGCCGAAACAAGGUCUUCCGGAAACGUUUCACGUAGUGUUUAUUUGUCUUAUGUUGUUGCUGGAGGAAAUAUUUUUAAAAUAUCAUUUUUAUUAUUUGUGUGCAUUUUUACACAAGUUCUCGGUACUGGUGGAGAUUAUUGGAUAAGUUAUUGGGUUUAUCUGGAAGAUCACAUUUUUCCUAAUGCAGAGAGUAAAUCUACAAAUAUCAGCAAUUUUAUAACUUACCUAUUAUUCGAUACACCUUGGAUAAUAUCUCGCCAGUUUUGUGUUGUAAUAUACGCUAUUUUAAAUUUAACUUUGAUAAUAGUUAUUUUCAUAAGAUGUGCUAUGUUUGUAUCAGUCCUAAUGGGCACCUCUAUGAAUCUACAUAACAAUAUGUUUAACGCUAUCACAAGAGCCACAAUGUAUUUCUUCAAUACAAAUUCAUCGGGUCGAAUUCUAAACCGCUUUACUAAAGACAUUGGUGCUAUUGAUGAAAUAUUACCAAUACCUUUAUUGGAUUUUGUUCACAUAGCAUUGCAACUUAUAGGAACUCUUAUUGUGGUUGGUAUAGUGAACAUUUAUCUUCUCAUACCGACAUUCAUCGUAGGUUUGAUGUUUUAUUAUACUGUAAAUUUUUAUCUAUCGACAUCACGUAGUAUCAAACGUUUGGAAGGUGUUACCCGAAGUCCCGUGUAUGGAUAUUUGAAUGCAUCGCUUCAAGGAUUAUCUACUAUCCGAGCGUUUAAAGCCGAGGAUAUUUUAUGCAAAGAAUUUGAUGAACACCAAGAUUUACAUUCUUCGACUUGGUAUUUGUUUAUUACUUCAAGUGAAGCAUUUGGAUUUUCGCUGGACAUGAUAUGUUUAGUGUAUAUAUGUAUAUUAACUUACAGUUUCUUACUCGUAAACAAUGGUAUAUUUGGGGGAGAUGUUGGAUUGGUUUUAACUCAAUUAAUUUGUAUGACGGGUUCUCUCCAGUGGGGAAUAAGACAGUUAGCUGAAUUAGAUAAUCAAAUGACGUCUGUUGAGAGAGUACUUGAGUAUACAAAUGUCCCGCAAGAAGCUCCUCUCGAAUCUUCUCCGGAUAAAAAACCACCAAAAGAAUGGCCAGAUAAAGGUCAAAUCGUGUUUGAAAAUUUUUAUCUACGUUAUAGUUUGGACGCGGACCAUGUUUUAAAAAAUCUCAAUAUUCAAAUUCAGCCAAUGGAAAAAAUAGGAAUUGUUGGUCGAACUGGUGCAGGUAAAUCGUCAUUGAUUGGAGCGUUAUUUAGACUUGCUCUGAAUGAGGGAAAUAUCACUAUCGACGGUAUAGAAAUACACGAAUUAGGAUUACACGAUUUGCGUUCCAAAAUUUCAAUAAUUCCUCAAGAACCAGUUUUGUUUUCGGGAUCUAUGCGAAAAAACCUAGAUCCUUUAGACGAAUACCCAGAUCAUGCGCUUUGGAAUGCUUUAGAAGAAGUAUAUCUUCUCGUUUAUAAUAAUUUGCAAAUACAGUUAAUUUUUUUUAUUUACGUAAUAUUACUAUUUAAGGUGGAACUUAAAACCGUCGUAGAGGAUUUGCCCGACGGUCUAAACUCAAAAAUGUCUGAAGGAGGAUCUAAUUUCAGCGUUGGUCAAAGGCAAUUAGUGUGUUUGGCUAGAGCUAUAGUGCGUAGUAAUAAACUCCUCGUGCUGGAUGAGGCCACUGCCAAUGUCGAUUCACAGACCGAUGCGUUGAUUCAAUAUACGAUUAGAAAUAAAUUUCGGUCGUGUACAGUGUUAACGAUCGCUCACCGUUUGAAUACAGUUAUGGAUUCUGACAGGGUGCUUGUUAUGGACGCUGGAACAAUGGUCGAAUUCGAUCACCCUUAUAACUUGUUGAAAAAUAAAGAUGGGGUUUUGUACAAAAUGGUAGAACAAACUGGAACCGAAACGUCUGAAUUGUUACAUAGUAUAGCAGCUGAGAGCUAUACGACCACGAAGAAUCAACAGUAAAACGAAUCCUCGAUGAUAAAUAUUUAUAAUUAUUUUUGAUAUUUAAAAUUCUAUUUAUUUAUUUACUAAAAUAACACAUUAGGUUGCUCUAUCAUACGUACAUGUGUACAACAAUUUAAUGACUUAAAUUGCGUUGAUACUUACCAAAAUAAUAAUACAAUUAUUUACGUAAUAUAUGAAAAAAAUCAAAAAAUA